CUCGUAAACGGUAAUUGGGCUGGUAACCAACUUUAUGAAGCCCAAACUAAUAAAAGCCCAUUAAAAGAAUCCAUUAAACCCCCAUCACCUUCAAAGGCUAAAACCCUGUAGGAAACUGUAGAGCUUCGACAAUUUUGAGCAGCAGAAGGGAGCUUUUACUUUGAUUUAGCUCAAAAUGGGGUGGAAAAGUUAUCAGAAACUCAUUCAUCAGUGGAGAAUUCUCAGAGGAGAUAAUGUCAUGAUUAUCAGAGGAAAAGAUAGAGGCGAGACCGGCGUUGUCAAGCGUGUCGUACGUUCUCAAAACCGUGUAAUUGUCGAGGGGAAAAACCUGGUCAAGAAACAUAUCAAACAAGGGCAAGGUCAUGAAGGUGGAAUAUUUACAGUUGAAGCCCCGCUGCAUGUUUCCAAUGUUCAGGUUGUAGAUCCAGUCACAGGAAAACCAACCAAGGUCGGAAUUAGAUACCUGGAGGAUGGCUCCAAAGUAAGAGUCUCAAGAGGUAUAGGAGCAUCUGGCUCUAUCAUUCCCCGGCCUGAGAUCUUAAAAAUAAGGACCACACCAAGGCCUACAGUUGCUGGUCCUAAGGAUACUCCAAUGGAGGUUGUUAUGGAGAGGACAUAUGAUCCAAAAACAGGAAAAGGCAUGCCAGAUCUCUAAAGAAAAUGUGGUGUACCUAAUGCAUCACUUUGUGAGAACACUGUUGUUACUUAUUUCAUUGAAGGAACUCACACUGUUUGGCUUUAGACCAACGGAAUUUGCUACAGAUAAAUAGUGUUAACCGCUAAAAUUAUGGUAUACUUGAAAAGUUUUUAGCAGUUGUUGAAGAUCACGUGCCUAGUGGAACUCUCAACCCUAAAUCUAAAUGUUUCAUGUUUGACGGUCA
Molecule: messenger RNA, 881 nt
Organism: Solanum lycopersicum (tomato)
Lineage: Eukaryota; Viridiplantae; Streptophyta; Magnoliopsida; Solanales; Solanaceae
Biological process (GO): translation
Cellular component (GO): mitochondrion; ribosome
Molecular function (GO): RNA binding; structural constituent of ribosome
Source: RefSeq, a predicted model, not a curated record